AUGGACGCACAAGAAGAUCAGGCUCGCGAGGCAAGGUUCGAUGCCAUGUUCGCAGAAGAAGACAAAGAGCACCACAUUGUACCCUUCCGCCCACUUGCCUAUUUUAUCAAGUUCCACGUUCACUAUCUGCCUGUCGAUACCAGCACCUCCAGGCGAGAGUGCCCGAUAUGCCGCGAAGACACGUCCGAGUCGCACGAACGCAUGAUGGAAAUCGAUCUACCCAACUGCCACCACAUCUUUGGAGCGGAUUGCUUCGAAAGGUACAUCCAGCGCUCACACACGUGCCCUAUGUGCCGCGAGAUGUGGUUCGAGGAGCGACUGACCCGAGAGGUGCCCAGUCGUGAGAGAAGAGUAAUGAUUGAAAUCGUAGUCGCUAAUCAACAGCUGGCGGAUGCAACGGCAGACGCUCUGGAGAGGGAUGAUGGCGGGAUAAUCGGGAACUUGAUGGGGGCCGGUGUCGCUGAGGUUGACGACGAGGAAGACACCGAGACGCAGGACUCAGCAAAUGAAGAAGAGGCAAACUCCAGUAACGAACGUUCAACCAUCACCCCUUCAGUGAACAGCGAACUAGAGGCUACACGAAUCGAGGUCACAUUUGGCGCUGGCACUGAAACAGAAUCAGAUACAGAUACAAAUAACGAAACGGAAAGUGAGGUCUCUAGCGAUGGUGGGAGGACUAUCGUUCAUUCGGAGGAUCAUCUUGCGUCUCACGAUGUUGACAGGGCUGGUCAUAGCCGGCGCUCAGGUAGCGAUGAUGACGCUGCGGCACCUCCUCGUCAACGAAGACGAUAUGAUUAA
Didymosphaeria variabile is the source of this 798-nucleotide messenger RNA. RefSeq lists its product as uncharacterized. The coding region runs from base 1 to 798 and encodes 265 amino acids. The record is from RefSeq and is a predicted model, not a curated record. The transcript has a single exon. Lineage: Eukaryota; Fungi; Ascomycota; Dothideomycetes; Pleosporales; Didymosphaeriaceae.